AUGCGCCAACUUGUCAAGUCCACCAUACCGCUUUCGGCAGAAUCCGAUAGCUUAUCGCCGAAUUGCCCCAAGCUUCCCCAAGCUUUCGAUUCGCGCAAUAUCAACCCCAUUGAAGCAUUCGCUUCCCCGCAUCAAGUCUUGAUCAUGGCAUCUGCGGGCUUACAUCAGCGCAAUCUAUCAAGAUCUUCACGGCCCCGCAGCUCCACCCGUGGUCCUUUGGAUAUUCUGGACGAUCCACUAUCCGAAUCCUCGACACCAAAAUCCCCUGGUUUCAAUGCGCAUUCAUCCGCUCCGAAAGACGAUGUUGCAGGCUCUUCAUUUUCAGAAUUAGAUCAAUUCGCCCCCGAUGAUCUGCCAGAGACCCUAGGCAAGGAUGUCUCUUUUCUCUUGAGGCAUGAAAUUUACCAUCCGUUGUCGCAAAAUGAUAUUCCUCCACCUCUUCGCUCAGAAUUUGUGAUCCUCGACCCAAUCGAGCCCCUUUCCUCGUCUCUCGGUCUCCUGGAAAAGUUUCUCUCCGAAGGUCACUUUUUGGUCGCGGCACAUAUGGCCAGCUCAAUACUCACUUCGUCCUUGAUUACACCAACGGAUAUCAAGCUGGUUUUCUCUCUUUUCUUCACACGUCUUGCUUGUUUGGAACUGUCAGGAAACACAGCAAUCGCUGCACAAGAAUCCAAGGCUCUAGAGGAUCUCAAUUCGAUGUUCUACUACCUUGACACUAGCCUCGAAAGUCCCGAUAACGCAACCGACAAUGACACCUCCCACUCGCGGCACCUUCGCCACAUAGUGCCCUGGCCACUUCGCGUUCUGGCCGUGCGGUUGCAGAGCAUUGGCUUCGGAGACUCGCGCAGAAUUAUCGGCGGGCUGUAUGAAUUAGGAAUGGAGGCACGCCGUGAAAUUCUUAGAAAGGACAUUAGCGAGGAUGAAAGGACAAUUUGGAGGGAAAGACUCGGUGAUCUUGGUAUUCGAAGUGCCAAUGCGCUCGUGGAGAUGGGCGACUUGGAUGCAGCUAAACGUUCACUGGAAACGCUGCAGGUCGCCGCCAAGCCUGCCGCGGCUAUGACUUUGAGAAAGGCGCUUCUCCUCCUGCGAAUAGGAGACGUUGACGCGGCUCAACAGGUUUGGGAAAAUUCUGCCCAGUCAGAUGACGCUGCGCUGUUGCGGCCGCUGCUCAGCAUGUCAGAGGGCCGCUAUGAGGAUGCAGCAAGUGAAUGGCGAACUCUUCACGAAGAUGUGGAGAGAGCGGACAAUGCGCUUACGGGACAGAACCUGGCUGUCUGCCUUGUUUACUGCGGUAGGUUGAAUGAGAGGGAUCAGGCACGUGAACUCCUUGAAACACAGGUCCGCGCCAACAACUCUUUUGGAAGUCUUCUUUUCAACUUAUCGACGUUAUACGAGCUGUGCUCCGAUAGCGCAGUGAGCAUGAAGCGGCAGCUAGCUGCUACCGUUGCAGAACAGCCAGUUUUCGGACAAUCGAAUCGGGAUCGGUGUAACGCAGAUUUCAAGUUGUAG
Molecule: messenger RNA, 1509 nt
Organism: Penicillium diatomitis
Lineage: Eukaryota; Fungi; Ascomycota; Eurotiomycetes; Eurotiales; Aspergillaceae
Exons: 4
Coding region: 1-1509 (502 amino acids)
Cellular component (GO): Golgi apparatus; TRAPP complex
Molecular function (GO): protein binding
Source: RefSeq, a predicted model, not a curated record